Schistosoma margrebowiei is the source of this 987-nucleotide messenger RNA. The record is from the annotation of a GenBank genome assembly. Lineage: Eukaryota; Metazoa; Platyhelminthes; Trematoda; Strigeidida; Schistosomatidae.
AUGGACAUCACAUUCUCGAGGAUGUUCUUUCUCUUUGUUUAUUUAUCCUUGCUUGCUUUUGGAAAUGGAAUUUCAGUUGAAGAGAUAUUAGAGAAAAAAGUUAGGAAAAUGAAUCAGCUUACUACCAGCCAAUCAUAUAUCAGUCUUGAUAUUGAUCAAUUUAAUCUUCUACUAAAAUCACAGCCUAGGAAUUACUCAGUUAUAUUACUUCUGACUGCCUUAAGUUCUAGUAGAAACUGUGCGCCCUGCAGACAAGCAUUUGAAGAGUUUCAAGUAGUAUCGAACUCUUGGAAGUAUUCUAAGCAGCGUGAUGAUCGGUUGUUCUUCGCGAUUGCAGACUUUGACAAGGCACCUGGUGUCUUUGAGUUUCUACGUCAAGAAACUGCUCCUGCGAUUGUGUUUGUAUCACCUAAAGGAAAUAUAAAGCAAUCGGACUAUAUGGAUAUUACGGUUAAUGGAUUUUCUGCUGAGGCGAUCAUGCGAUGGAUAACUGGAAUUACCCAAAUCCAGAUUCGUUUAUUCCGACCUCCAAAUUAUACUGGAACCAUGAUACUUGCCCUUUUUAUGUCCCUUGGGGCUGCGGUUUUGUACUUUCGUCGAAUCAACUUGGACUGUCUAUAUAAUCGUUCAUUAUGGAGUGCUAUAUCGCUGGGUGUUAUUUUAUGUUCUAUUUCUGGGCAAGUGUACAAUCAUAUUCGUGGACCCCCGCUUUUUCAUGCGCCACCUCCUAACGGAGAAAUUAAGGCCUUUAUAUACGAUGGUUCUGACUAUCAAUUUGUUGCAGAGACUUUUAUUGUGAUGAUUUUAUAUAUUGGUUGCUCAGGGGGAAUUCUUCUGAUGACCGAAGUUAGUUCAACUACUGAUCCAACAAAGCGAAAAGUUUACACAAUAUCAGGAAUAGCCCUGUUUAUUAUAUCUAUCCACUUUAUACUGUCAGUCUUUCGAAGGAAAUAUCACGGCUAUCCAUAUGGAUUAUUUUUCAGAUAA